AUGCCGUUGAGUCCACGCCUUAUGUGCGCUGCAGAUCCAAAAUUUCGUAGCGCAGGUGAUGUGGACAAGGCAAAGGCUGAACGCAAGGCCGCCCGAAAGGCGGCACCAGCGGCGCAGGCGCAGGACGCCGAAGAAGUGCCGGACGAGGAGGCGACAGCCAGAGCGGCCAGAAAAGCGGCCAGAAAAGCAGCGGGUGCAGCCCUGGAGUCCCAGACCAACGUGAUCGAUCCAGCAGCAGAGGAGAAGGCAGCGCGCAAGGCUGCCCGGAAAGCGGCUCGCGCAGCGGCGCGCAACGAGUCCGAGGAGCCCUCCGCACCCAGCACGGUCGAUGCCGCGACGAACCCUCGCGUCGGCAAGAGGAAGGCGUGCCCCAACGACCUGCGCAGCCCCGCUGACGCGAAGCAGCAGAAGCCGGCACAGGGCAGUGCAGGUGCCACUGGGGGCCUUGGUGCCGCUGCCUUCCGGAAGCUCCACGAGAUCCUCGUCGACGCCUCCUGCCCCGCGCCGCUCGAGUCCUUCGGGGCGGCCGCGCCCGUCCUCGGCAAGGCUCUUGCGAAGGCGCUCGCCACCCAGGGCUACGCCGCCCCGAGCCCCAUCCAGGCGCAGUCCUGGCCGAUCGCCCUGGCAGGCCAGGAUAUCGUGGCCGUGGCGAAGACCGGCAGCGGCAAGACCUGCGGCUUCCUGCUGCCGGCCCUCGCGCGCAUCGGCGAGCGCGGGCCGGCGACGGCCCCGAGGAGGUUGUCGUGGUGGAGCUGCGAGCCAGCGCGGCCGAGCGCCCUCGUCGUGGCGCCAACCCGCGAGCUGGCGCUGCAGAUUGCCGGCGAGGCCGAGAAGUUUGCGCCCGCCGUGCGGGCUCGGGUGGUGGUGCUCUACGGGGGCACGCCGAAGGGCCCUCAGGUCGGCGAGCUGAAGCAGGGGGCGGACAUCGUCAUCGCCACGCCGGGGCGCCUGAACGACCUGUGCGCGGGCGACCCGAAGCGUGGCCUCUCGCCUUCGAUCGUGCUGGAGGGGGUUACUUAUCCUCUUGUGCUCGAUGAGGCCGACCAGAUGCUCGACAUGGGCUUCGAGCCUGCCAUCCGUGAGAUCGUCGCACAGUGCCCGAAGGUCGGCGCGCCGGAGGAGGGCGGAGGUGCCGGCGGAGCUCGCGGCGGCACCCGGAGGCAGACGUUGUUCUUCACCGCGACCUGGCCGAAGAAGGUGCAGGCCAGCGCCGCCAGUCUCACGAGCAAGGCGGCCGUGCAGGUUCGCAUCGGCCAGGGCGCCGGGGGGGACAAGCUCACUCUGAACAAGAAUGUGACGCAUCAGGUGGUCAUGGCCGAGUUCAAGCAGAAAGUUUCGGCGCUGCAGGGCUACAUCAAGCAAAGCUUCGGGCCAAAGGAAAGCGCGGUCGUCUUCGCCUCGACGAAGGGUGCCUGUGAUUUUCUUGAGCAGAAGAUGCAGGAUAAUUUCAAAGGAAUCUGGUGCCGGGCCCUUCAUGGUGACAAGGAGCAGUGGGAGCGUGAGGAGAUGCUCGGCCAGUUCCGCGCCAAGGUGGCGGCCGGACAGCAGGCCGUCCUGGUGGCCACGGACGUCGCGGCACGCGGCCUGGACGUCCCGGGCAUCUCCCUCGUCGUCGUCUACGACUUCACAAUACCAGACAGCCCGCGGGCGUCGCCGUGGAGAACUACGUCCACCGCGUCGGACGCACUGGACGCGCGGGCAAGACGGGGCGCGCCCUGA
Molecule: messenger RNA, 1719 nt
Organism: Prorocentrum cordatum
Lineage: Eukaryota; Dinophyceae; Prorocentrales; Prorocentraceae
Source: the annotation of a GenBank genome assembly